Molecule: messenger RNA, 703 nt
Organism: Prunus avium (sweet cherry)
Lineage: Eukaryota; Viridiplantae; Streptophyta; Magnoliopsida; Rosales; Rosaceae
Source: RefSeq, a predicted model, not a curated record
CGGGAAAUGGUGUCGGUGCAAGCAGUCCCGGGUUGAGCGGGAACGAGAGGCUUCCUGGGUCUGUUUUGCUCGCUAGGGAAAGGCUUCUUGAGAGGCUGAGAGGGAUGCCUCCUUCACAAACCAGGCAUCGUAGAGCAUUGAACGUUUACGGAAGUGGGCUAGUGCAUGGUGAUGAAUCAAGUCCCUUUGAUGUAAGGGAUUGGGGUACUGAAAUUUUGACUGGUCGGUCAACCGGUGCCUAUCCUUCCACUAACUUGGGCUCCCAAGUUGACAGGCAGCAACUCUUGCAAGAAGCGAACAAGAAGCCUCCGGGUCUCACUCAAGAGGUCCUUGAUUGUCUGAACCCUGAGCUUUUCAGCAGCUCAGAAAUGGAUGUCGAUGGGUUGGUUGUAAGAGCAUCCCGAGAUUGUAGUAUCUGCCUGGAGAGCUUCAUGGAUGGAGAUGAGCUGAUAAACUUGCCUUGUGCGCAUAGAUUCCAUGCUGUCUGCUUGGGUCCCUGGGUUCGAAUUCGAGGGGACUGCCCGUAUUGCCGAAGAGUUAUAGUUGUAAAUAGUCACACUGAUAAAAGGACUACAUAGUUUCUGUUGAGAUGAUUUACUGCUUGGGUUGCUCAUUUGCAGGAAAAGUUUUGGAACUUGACCACCAAAUUAUGGUGAUGCUUUCUGAUUAGAUGCAACGAAUCGUUGUUAUGUUUUGUCUUGCA